Molecule: messenger RNA, 1119 nt
Organism: Lithohypha guttulata
Lineage: Eukaryota; Fungi; Ascomycota; Eurotiomycetes; Chaetothyriales; Trichomeriaceae
Exons: 1
Coding region: 1-1119 (372 amino acids)
Cellular component (GO): cytoplasm
Source: RefSeq, a predicted model, not a curated record
AUGGCGCCAAUCCCAGUCACAAUCAUAACCGGCUUUCUCGGCAGUGGCAAGACAACACUCAUCCUGAACCUUAUACCACAGCUUCCUAAAUCAUACAAGCUUGCAUUGUUGAAGAAUGAAUAUGGCGACGUGGCAAUUGAUUCUCAGCUCGCAUCCGAGGCCAGCAUAUCUGGGGUCAGAGAACUGCUCAAUGGUUGUAUCUGCUGCAACCUGGUAGGUCAGCUGGGAGAUGCCCUCUUCGAACUCCGAAAUGAGGUCGCGCCUGACCGUAUCAUCAUCGAGACGUCGGGCUCUGCAUUCCCGGCAACACUGGCGAUGGAGAUCAAUCGAGUCGCUCGGGAGAACCCUGGCACUUUUGUGCUAGAUGGUGUGGUUAGUGUGAUCGAUGUGGAAAACUGGAAGGGUUAUGAAGACACGAGUGUGACGGCGAAGAUGCAGGCCAAGUUUACUGACCUGAUUGUAUUCAAUAAAUGGGAAUUGGUUGAUGAAAUGUCGUUUGAGAGAUGUCUUGAUCGUGUGGGAGAUAUCGAUGUGCAGACUGCGUGGGUCAAGUCCAGGAAAGGCGUGGUUGAUCUUGGGGUCAUUAUCGGCAUUGACGGUGCUUUGAUCAGUCAGAAACAAGAUGCAUUGAACGAGGACCCUGAUGGAGAAAACAGCAAGACUGGGCACGAGCAUGAUCACAAUGGUCAUGGUCAUGCACAUUAUGAGAAUCAUCAGGAUGAAGUUGAGGUACUAAGUGUGAUUCUGAAGGGUAGCGAGGGCGCCGGUAUACACCUUGACGACUUCGAAGACCUUCUACUGAGUGCGCCUAAGGACGAAAUCUACAGGAUAAAAGGCAUCAUCGCUUCCACAACCCCACCUCCAGACUCUACUGGCGAGCGCAAGUCGAAUGCAACAACUGGUAUUGGGAUAUAUAUACUCAAUUGGGCCUUUAGCAGGUGGACAUAUACAGCCAUGCCAAGUUCCACGCUAUCCGCUCUUGACGGUUCGAGCGCGAAGUUGACCUUCAUACUAGCAAGAGGCGAGUCCAAUAAAUGGAAAAAGAAGCUCGAAAAGGGUGAUUUGUUGCAUAUGGAGGAUCGAAGACAAGGAGAGCUGAGUGUACAAAAGAUCGGAUGA